CCGCAGAGAGCUGUCUUGCAGAAAGGAGCAAGGUUGUGCAGCGUCGAGGGGCGGCUGGGGCGCGGUCUUGUGCUUGCUGCGCCUCAGAUCGAUGAGUUGACUGACAAACAUCAUCGCCUCCGUCCGUUCUGAGGUGCGCCAGGCAGAGAGAGAGAGGGUGGAUUGACCAUCGGUGCCGCCCUCACGUGGUGUGCGUGUUUGUGCGUCAAAUAGCGGCCUCAGAGAAGGUUUUGGCAGAGAGAGACCGAGCCGGUGAAUCAGAUCUACACUACAGAGAGAGACCGAGCCGGUGAAUCAGAUCUACACUACAGCCAUCAUGGAGGGCGGUGGACAGGUGAGGCGCAUCACAGCGCCGCUUGCAAUGGGUGGCGCAUCUCACCAAACCGGUGUUGACUGUGUUGUUGUGAGUGUCUGGGUGCAGAGCAGAAGCUCUCGCCGUGAUGACGCGCCGGCUGCUGCUGCGGCUGCUGGUGUUGCUGGUGGUGGUGACGAGGAGCGGCAGCGUCGGGCUGAGAGAGAAAGUCGCUUUUGCAAGAAGAUCAGCGACACGGUGAGCACCCCAGACACGCAAAAAGGCGAUUCCUGUCCACGGCUGCGCGCGUUUCAGGAGGGUCUUGUCAGCUACAUGAUGGCCUUCCUGCCCAUCAACCUGAUGGUGCAGCUGGCCAAGUCCGUCUGGCAGCACGGCGCGCCCGACCUCUCGGACGUCACCAUCAGCGCAGCGACCGAGGAGGAGCGGUCCUUUUGGCAACACGUCCACCUCGCCUUCGUCAACGAGCUGGCCGCCCGACUCACCCACCUCACGUCAAUCACUCUGCGGUACCCUGACUGGUUCCCCUGCUGGUGUUUCGACGUGUUUGUGGCCAUGAUCGAGGGCCACAUUGCCGGCCGACGUGCAGCCAACAUGCAGGGAGGGACCCUGCACACCAUCACCAUCGAACAGGGGGCUCGGCUGACCGGCACAGCACGGCAGACCGUCGCAAGGACUCAUCCCCCCCUCCCACCCCCUCCCACCCCGGCCCCGACCCUCAAUGCACUCACCACCAUUAGCGGCCUGACGAGGGACCAUCAGGGGCUGGCCGACCGACGCUGGGAGAUGCCCUCACUCGCCUUCGUGGAGCAGGAGGAGUGGGACAGCUGAAGGCUGGCCCCAUUCAUCAGCUCGUCCCGAUCCCUGCGGCGUGUGGACG
Messenger RNA from Vitrella brassicaformis, 1190 nucleotides. Lineage: Eukaryota; Vitrellaceae. The record is from the annotation of a GenBank genome assembly.